Gryllus bimaculatus (two-spotted cricket) is the source of this 4104-nucleotide messenger RNA. NCBI's taxonomy places the organism in Eukaryota, Metazoa, Arthropoda, Insecta, Orthoptera, Gryllidae. The record is from the annotation of a GenBank genome assembly.
AUGUCAAUUAAAGAAAUGGACACAGAUGGGAAAAUGGCGUCAGCAAUGGAUGUGGAUGACGAAGAAAUUGAAUUGCCUACUUCUAGUAGCGGCAAAGGAGAAAAAAAGCGAUUCGAAGUUAAAAAGUGGAAUGCUGUGGCUUUGUGGGCUUGGGAUAUCGUCGUGGACAAUUGCGCUAUCUGUCGAAAUCACAUAAUGGAUUUGUGCAUUGAAUGUCAGGCAAAUCAAGCUUCUGCAUCAAGUGAAGAAUGCACCGUUGCCUGGGGGGUUUGUAAUCACGCAUUCCAUUUCCACUGUAUCUCACGUUGGCUCAAGACCAGGCAGGUGUGCCCUUUGGAUAACCGCGAGUGGGAAUUCCAAAAAAACUAUAAUAGAUAUGGGGUCGAAGUGUUUGGUUUUUGCUUGGUUUAUUCAAAAGCAAUGUCUGCUCUGCUUGCAAUGCUGUGCCUUUUGGCUAUUCAGCCUUGUUGUUUAUUGUGUGCUAUUCAUUCAUUGCUGUACCCUCCUGUUGCUGUAUACCGUGAUGGGGUAUGGCCAUUAAAUCAAAAAGCAAUAUGCUCAUCUUCUGGGAUGUCUGGCCCAAUCUGCAAAAAUGAGAAAAAUGAAAGCAACAUGACUAACAGUGCUUGGAUAACUGCCCCAGAUAAGGCUGGAGGAGAUGCAGAAGUAUUGGAAUUGUUGAAAAUGUAUAGCCCUAGUUAUUUUCCUCGCCAGCGUUGGAAUGUACCCAAAGAACAAGAAAGAAACUUUCUAGCAGCCUUUUUUCAUAUGGCAACUAUUGCCUUGACAUGUACAUCUUUGGCUCAGUUAGGGUGGUUUCGAUUGCGAGGUGGUCAUUGUGCUCCUCAUCUGGCUGUGUAUCAGUUUUUCAGUUAUGGCUAUUUUGAUACAAAUCCUGUUGAAAAUGAUAUGUUGAUAACAUCAGAAAAGGAAGUUGACACUUCAACAGGAUCAUAUUUUUUGCCUGAAACUUUACAGUGUGUCACACCUGAGAUAGCCACAUUGAUGCGAAUAAUAAUUUUAUUAUGUUUUAUGGCAAUGAUCUCGUCUCUUGUUGGAUUCUUCUUGGAUAUUGUAGGGCCCACAAAAAAAGUUUUGAAAGUUGUGAGAAGAAAUGCUGUUCCCAGCAUAAUAACAGUUAUAUUAGUGGUAAUCAUUAUUGGUGUAUGCUACUACAUUACAUUAUUACUAGAGAAUGUGGGUAUGCAAGAAUACAAAGUGCAAGUUUCUUAUGAGUACGGGUGCUACACCAUCACUGCAGCAGGUGCUGUAGCAGUCUUUGCCACAGCGUGCAAUCUCUUUCAGAAUCCUACAAUGUCAGAAGAUGUCCAGAGAAGACGUCUUAUUGAUGAUUGGGAUGGCCUCGAAACAUUUUAUGUUGGGGAGCAUGGAAGAGAUACUCCCUUAGAAAGCAUUCCCCCACCUCCACCAUACACUCCUUAGGGUCUUUUGUAAUCAUAGAAACUAGAGUCACAUCUAGUAUUCUCUAUCCUGUGAUACUCACAUUUUAAGCUUAAAUCAUUGUUUGUGUGAUUUGUAAAUAUGCAAGCAUAUAUGUAAAUUUUGUAAGUAAAAGUUUGAUAUAUAUACAUAUAUUUUUGUUAGUCCAUCAGUGUUACGUAAAAAUGUCACUUUCCAGUUACGCACAACUGCUGUUAGUGGACAGUUAUGUUUUAUAUGGCAUAGAGGAGCUUUAAAAAUGAAUUGCACUACACUAAGGCAGUUUUAAUGAUGAUAGAUCUGAUUUUACUUCAUGAUUAAUUGACGUUAAAUGUCAACUGUGUACAUGUGUAUUAAAUGUAAGAAUUAUUUUAUUGCAGCAUUAUCUUUGUUACAGUGUGUUAUUGUAAAGAAUUUUAUUGUAAUUGUUAUCGCUCUUUUUCUGCAGUCUCGUGAGUUUGAAACAUUUAUGUUGAGUUAAUGUCGAUUGUUCAAUUUAGUUGUCCUUGUUAUGAAAAGAAUGUGAACCGAUUGGUGUUGCCUCAAUUGUGUCUUGGAUAUGUGCACUUCUACAGUGUAUUUGAUCAGUAGACAAGAUGAAUUAAAUUGUUUCCAAGAGAAUAAAAUUGUUAUUUUUAUCUAACUUGCUGCUAAUAAAUCCAAAUUGAAAGUAGAUCUAAAAAUGUAGUUGUAGGUGAAAAUUAUUACCUGGUUAUGUUUUGGAAUUAGUUUCUACAUUAAAAGUUAAUUUUUACACAAUAAUUAAUUUCAAUAAAACUGAAGUAGAAACAAGUUUUAAAAAUUUUUGAAAAGUUAAACCAAUGAAUUUACUUAAUUUUUCAAUUUGUGAAUGUUUUUUCUGAACAAUCUUGUCAGGUCUUUGCUGAUAUGUGACAGAUGUGAAGUUAUUAAUGAAUAUAGUUUCAUGUGAACAUACUAAUUAAAUGAGAAUUGUUAUGAUAUUAGUUUCAUUAUUAUGUUUAAUCAAAUGUGUAAUUUGAGACAAAAUAAUUAGAGUGCAAUUUUGUUUUAUUUGAUAUUUAUUGCUAUUACAAUUUUCUUUUGGAUUUAUUUAGCAUUAGCACUAUUAUUUUGCACAUUUGUUCUAAUUGUUGGUAUCAUUUUUAGGGGGGGAACAGAGAUGAGGUUUAUUUGUUUUAGAUGCUGGUUUGGUAACAUCGCGUGUCGUAUUACGUGCGUCAUUUUUCUUAAAAUAUAGCCAACUAACGGCUUGACAAAACCACACGUUUUUUGCCAACUCGUUGAUCCCACGGUUAAAAGGCAUAAAUUUGAACCUGUAGGAAUACUCUGUCUUUGAUGUAAAUAUUACUGGUCCUAUGCUUCAUUACUACAUUUAAAUAUUGUAACGGGAAAAAAACAACUAUAACUACGACUUACUGGCAUUGUAAUGGAAAUAAAUAUUAACCCACAUGUAAUACUAUGAAAAUAGCUGUUGUAAGUAGCAUGGUCAAUUAGAUUCCACAAUACAAAAAGCACCAUUCAGGAAACAAUUUGAUGGAACGCACAUGGAUAAAUUUUUUCAUUAAUGCAUUGUAGUAGAAAAGUAGUAGAAAAGAACGCUAGUACAUUUUUUCCCUCUGAAACUUGGGAAGUUCCAUUACAAAAAUAAAAGGUAGUUAAGAAAAUGAAAAACUAACUACAGUUGUAACUUCUUUAUUUUCUGUCUUGGGAUUCAACUUUUUCUCCUGGAACUUAUUUCAAAUACUUUUGGUGUGGUCAUAGAAAAUAAUUCACAAAACUAUGUCCCAUUAUUAUUGGAAAGGUUUGAGGAAGAAGAUUGAUUCUGAACAUUAUUUGUAAAGAAGAGUAGAGCAAUGUAAAUUGAUCGUGACUUAAGAGUAAAUUGACUAUGACAUGCGAUCGUUACUUCUGGGAGACUGCUAAAAGACUGAAAGUUAACCAAAAAGACACAUAAUUUGGUGAUUAUCAGUCUAUUUUGGAACUAAUAUUACUGCUUGACUUAGUUUCAUUUUAAUAAGUUGACAAAAGGCGAACGAAAUACGCAAGAACACCUGAGAAAGCUGUGAAACAAUGAAACAGUGAAACUCGGAAACAAAAUGUUUCAGAGUUUGCUGCUACAACUUCUGAAAUGUAUUGGUAAAUUUUGUGCGAUUGUAGGAAAAAGUCAGCUAGAAAUAGCGUAUCUUCACUUCUAGCAUAAAAAUUAAAAUAUGAUUAUAGACAAGCUUAUGCCAAACUUACACAUCAAUUUUUCGAGAGGGGGGAAAAAAAACCCUGUAUAAAAACUUGUCAGUAAUACAACCAAAAUGUUAAUUUAAAAUGCCCUUUUCCAUUUUAAAUUAUGUCUUGGUUAAAUUAUUGACAGUUUUCAUACAUCUCAAACAACGCUUCCAUGUGUGAGAAAUGUUUUAAGGAAGCUAUUGGGAUGAGUGCUGUAAUAAAUACAAAGUGUACUCAAAAUAGAAAUGAGUUCCUUCUACAGCCAAAAUGAAGUUUCAUUUAGCAUCUAAAUUACCAUUCACAGUAGAUUAUUGCUGUAGGAAAAAAUGUACAUGUAUGUCAGCAGCAAUUAUGAUUUUUACAUAACAUGCACUAUUAGCAUGUUGCAUUUGCUGAUCAAAAAAUAUAUUAAUUUCAAUUUUGUUGAAAGUUUGAGUAAAUAAAGAGGUUUUAAGUUCAUAG